This is a messenger RNA of Quercus robur (English oak), 1239 nucleotides long. RefSeq lists its product as uncharacterized. Gene Ontology annotation, molecular function: catalytic activity. The record is from RefSeq and is a predicted model, not a curated record. Lineage: Eukaryota; Viridiplantae; Streptophyta; Magnoliopsida; Fagales; Fagaceae. The transcript has a single exon. The coding region runs from base 1 to 1239 and encodes 412 amino acids.
AUGGAGACUCGGGUUGGGGGAGAAAGAGCUAAGGAGCUGAUUGACAGGCUUCCGUUUGAUGGAGAAAUUCAUACGGACUCCAUGGGAUAUGCUGGUGGCUUAUGGGUGUUGUGGAACUCUGAUAGGGUGGAGGUGUCUUCUCUCGCCAACAUUGAGCAGGAAAUACAUAUUAUGGUUAAGGUACGAUUUUCUAAUGCUUCCUGGCUUUUUUCUACUGUGUAUGCUAGUCCUAGGAAUGUUGAGAGGCAAGUGUUGUGGAAUAACCUUAUGGAAGUGGCUGGUCUUCAUAAUUUGCCGUGGGUUAUAGCAGGGGAUUUUAAUGAACCUCUGUUAGAUGAUGAUAAGUUUGGUGGCAGAGCAGUUAGUGUUAAUAGGUCAUUAUUAUUUAAGGAGUGUCCAGAUAAAUGCAGUAUGCUAGAUAUUGGUUUCUCCGGGCCUCGGUUCACCUGGACAAACAAAAGGGAAGUUCAAGCUCUUAUCCAAGAAAGAAUUAAUAGAUUCUUUGUUAAUCCUAGCUGGUGCUUGUUGUACCCAGAGGCAAGAGUCACUCAUCUUACUAGAAGCCAUUCUGAUCAUUGCCCUGUGUUGUUGGAGAUGUUGCCUAGGGUUAAUGGUGCUAAAAAGCGACCUUUUAGGUUUCAGACUUGUUGGCUGCUAGAUGCUACUUUUCCAAGCAUUGUCUCUCAAGCUUGGGAAGGUGGGAAUGGGUUAGCUGAUGCCUUAGAUUUGUUUUCAAGGAAAGCUGCUGUUUGGAACAAAUUUCACUUUGGCAGUAUUUUUACUAGGAAGAAGAAUUUGAUGGCUCGGAUAAAUGGCAUUCAGCGGGUUGUUGCCAAUAACCCUUCUAAUUUCCUGCUUAAUUUGGAGAAAGAUCUUUUAAAGGAGUUGGAUUUAGUGCUGAACCAGGAAGAGGAACUCUGGGCUUUAAAGUCGAGAGUUAAUUGGAUGAUUCAGGGUGAUCGUAAUACGGCUUUUUAUCAUGUUUCGACUUUAGUCAGAAGGAAAAGGAACCAGAUUUUGGCUAUUAAAAAUCCAUGGGGGAUUGGAUUUAUGAGGAGGAUGAGAUUAAGAAUGUCAUUACAAGUGGUUUUGAAGGGAUUUUUUCAACGUCUCUGCUUUCGGCUCCUAGAGCUGAUCCUCCUAUUUCUCAAUGGCAACUCAGACUCACAGAGGAGGAAAAGGAGGCUAUUAGUGGGGGUGCAACUGAAGAAGAGAUUAAAAGUGCCUUGUGGUCUUUAA